Molecule: messenger RNA, 2061 nt
Organism: Marmota flaviventris (yellow-bellied marmot)
Lineage: Eukaryota; Metazoa; Chordata; Mammalia; Rodentia; Sciuridae
Gene: Tmem106b
Product: transmembrane protein 106B
Biological process (GO): lysosomal transport; lysosome localization; lysosome organization
Cellular component (GO): lysosomal membrane
Source: RefSeq, a predicted model, not a curated record
UGCUGCCGGACGCUCUAGGCCGUUCGCUCCAACCCCCAGCAACUGGGACUGCGGACUCCGUGACCCUGUCCUCGGGCCUAUCCGGCCCGGAGCAGCCCGGAACUGCGCAGCGCCCCGCGUGCCGACAUGGGAAAGUCUCUUUCUCAUUUGCCUUUGCAUACAAGUAAAGAAGAUUCUUAUGAUGGAAUCACAUCGACUGAAAACAUGAGAAAUGGACUGGUUAAUAAUGAAGUCCAUAAUGAAGAUGGAAGAAAUGGAGAUGUCUCUCAGUUUCCAUAUGUGGAAUUUACAGGAAGAGAUAGUGUCACUUGUCCCACUUGUCAAGGAACAGGAAGAAUUCCUAGGGGGCAAGAAAACCAGUUGGUGGCAUUGAUUCCAUAUAGUGAUCAGAGAUUAAGACCAAGAAGAACAAAGCUGUAUGUGAUGGCAUCUGUGUUUGUCUGUCUGCUCCUUUCUGGAUUGGCUGUGUUUUUCCUUUUCCCUCGCUCUAUCGACGUGAAAUACAUUGGCGUAAAAUCAGCAUAUGUCAGUUAUGAUGUUCAAAAGCGAACUAUAUAUUUAAAUAUCACAAACACAUUAAAUAUAACGAAUAAUAACUAUUAUUCUGUUGAAGUUGAAAACAUCACUGCUCAAGUACAGUUUUCAAAAACAGUUAUCGGAAAGGCACGCUUAAACAACAUAACCAAUAUUGGUCCACUUGAUAUGAAACAAAUUGAUUAUACAGUACCUACUAUUAUAGCAGAAGAAAUGAGUUAUAUGUAUGAUUUCUGCACACUUAUAUCCAUCAAAGUGCAUAACAUUGUACUCAUGAUGCAAGUUACCGUGACAACAACAUACUUUGGCCACUCUGAACAGAUAUCCCAGGAGAGGUACCAAUAUGUCGACUGUGGAAGGAACACCACUUACCAGCUCGGGCAAUCUGAAUAUCUAAAUGUUCUUCAGCCACAACAGUAAAAACUGAAGGAAGUGAAACUAGAGAAGACAGUAUACUCAAAUAUUUUCCAAACUCUCAAGAAGGAGGUAUUUCCUAAUAGGAGAUCUUAAGUUGAACAAACCUAAAGUUUACACUUCUAUUUUAAGAGUUUGGUUAAAAGUAUGUGGACUUGAAAUUAUUGCAUCUCUCCAUUCUGUGUUAAUGAUAUAUUUGUACCAGGAUCUGUUACUUGAAUAUGAAUUUACUGAUUCGGUUUCUUUUCCCCUGACACAAAGGGAAAAACUGAGACUUCUAUACUAUACUUAAUAAUUGUUUAAAAGUCAUAGCUCCAAUUCAUACCUUUACUGACAACAUGACUUUGGUGUUAAACAUAAUUUAAGAAACUUAUGUUCUGAAUGUUUUUAUAGAAAAUUACUGAAAGCCUAUUAUUCAUGGAAAACUUUUAAAAAUAAUCAUUUUUUCCUAUUUUAUAAAUUCCCAUUACUACAUGGUAGUAUUUCAACUACACAGUAUUUUGGCUUUUAGCUAAAUAUUUUUAGCUUUUAAUUUGUUGAAAUUCUACUCAUUUGCAUGAUUUUGUCUUAUUUCAAACUAGUGAUUGUCUAAUACUUACCAACCAAAAUAAUCUUUGCAAAAUUCUGCACCUAAAAUUAUUAAAAACUUCUGAAGUGUUUCAUGUGUCUUCCCUUAUUAGUUAUAGUUUUGUGAAAUUUUCCUGUGAUCUUUAAACAUAGUCCUUUAAUGUACAAUAUUGUAAAUAAACUAUGCAUGGCUUUUUAUCAGGUUUAAUAAACAUCAAAUGAAGUGGUACAGGUUCAAAAUUUAAGCAAGUUGAUCAUAAAAAUAAAGAAAAUAGGAAAUGAAAUUCAGAAACCUAUACAGUGUGAAUAGAUACCAAUUAUAUGUUAGAUCUGGCAUAAAACAGAUUUGAAAUAAACUAUUUUGAUGCUUCACUUUUUUUAUGUUGCUUUCCAUACUAAAAAAAUGUUGCAGACACUUUUCACAACUAAUAGGUACCCAGUUGCCAAUUUUAUGAAUGUUGUAGAUAUGGAAAUUAUUUCUUUGAUAGAAAUUAUUCAAGAAAUUCUGCCAUUAAAUAGCCAUGGCUAUAUAAAAAUAAAACCUAU